GCCCGGAUCCGCUCAGCAUGCCGGCCCCGGCCCCGCCGCGCAGCCCGCGGUCGCCGCCGCUGCUGCUGCCGCGGCUGCUGCUGCUGCUGCUGGCGCUGGGCGGCCGCCACCUGCGCGCGGAGCCUGGAGACGGCGCGCAGGUCUGGAGCCGCUUCGCGCGCCCUCCGGCCCCAGAGGCCGCCGGCCUCCUCCACGACACCUUCCCCGACGGCUUCUUCUGGGCCGUGGGCACCGCCGCCUACCAGACGGAGGGCGGCUGGCGGCAGCACGGCAAGGGCGCGUCCAUCUGGGACACGUUCACCCACCACCCGCCGGCGCCCCCAGGUGACCCCCAGGCAGCCAGCCUGCCGACGGGCGCCCCGUCGCCGUCCCCGCCCGCCACCGGGGACGUGGCCAGCGACAGCUACAACAACGUUUUCCGCGACACGGAGGGGCUGCGGGAGCUGGGGGUCACCCACUACCGCUUCUCCAUCUCGUGGGCGCGCGUGCUCCCCAACGGCAGCGCGGGCGCCCCUAACCGCGAGGGGCUGCGCUACUACCGACGCCUGCUGGAGCGGCUGCGGGAGCUGGGCGUGCAGCCCGUGGUCACCCUGUACCACUGGGACCUGCCGCAGCGCCUGCAAGACGCCUACGGAGGCUGGGCCAACCGCGCCGUGGCCGACCACUUCAGGGACUACGCCGAGCUCUGCUUCCGCCACUUCGGCGGCCAGGUCAAGUACUGGAUCACCAUCGACAACCCCUACGUGGUGGCCUGGCACGGCUACGCCACCGGGCGCCUGGCCCCCGGCGUCCGGGGCAGCGCGCGGCUCGGGUACCUGGUGGCGCACAACCUCCUCCUGGCUCAUGCCAAAAUCUGGCACCUCUACAACACCUCCUUCCGCCCCACCCAGGGGGGCCGCGUGUCCAUCGCCCUGAGCUCGCACUGGAUCAGCCCCCGGAGGAGGGCGGACCACGGCAUCCAAGAAUGCCAGAAGUCUCUCGACUUCGUCCUCGGCUGGUUCGCCAAACCCAUAUUCGUCGACGGUGACUACCCAGACAGCAUGAAGAACAGCCUCUCGACCCUCCUGCCGGCCUUCUCGGACCCCGAGAAGAAGUUCGUCAAAGGAACGGCCGACUUCUUUGCUCUUUCCUUCGGGCCGACCUUGAGUUUCCAGCUCUUGGACCCUCCCAUGAAGUUCCGCCAAGUAGAGUCUCCCAGCCUGAGGCAGCUGCUGUCCUGGGUGGACCUCGAGUACAACCACCCGCAGAUCUUCAUCGUGGAGAACGGCUGGUUUGUCUCAGGGACCACCAAGCAAGAUGACGCCAAAUAUAUGUACUACCUCAAAAAGUUUAUAAUGGAGACUUUAAAAGCCAUCAGGCUGGACGGGGUGGACGUCAUCGGGUACACGGCGUGGUCGCUCCUGGAUGGCUUCGAGUGGCACCGGGGCUACGGCAUCCGGCGUGGGCUCUUCUACGUGGACUUCCUGAGCCAGGACAAGAAGUUGCUGCCCAAGUCCUCAGCCUUGUUCUACCAACAGCUGAUCGAGAAGAACGGCUUCCCCCCUUCACCCGAAAACCAGCCCCUCGAGGGGACCUUUCCCUGCGACUUUGCCUGGGGAAUUGCGGACAACUACAUUCAAGUGGACACCGCUCUGUCCCAGUUCACCGACCCGCACGUCUACCUGUGGGACGUGCACCGCAGCAAGGGGCUCCUGAAGGUGGACGGCCUCGUGGCCAGGAGGAGGCCGCCCUCCUGCGCGGACUUCGCGGCCAUCCACGCCCAGGUGGCCCUCCUGCAGGACACGCACGCCACGCACUUUCACUUCUCGCUGGACUGGGCCCUGGUCCUGCCGCGGGGCGACCGGUCGCAGGUGAACCUCACCGCCCUGCACUUCUACCGCUGCCUGGCCAGCGAGCUGGUGCGCGCCAACGUCACGCCCGCGGUGGCCCUGUGGCGCCCGGCCGCGCCGCACCAAGGCCUGCCCGAGCUGCUGGCCCGGCAGGGCGCCUGGGAGAACCCCCGCACCGCCCUGGCCUUCGCCGACUACGCCCGCCUGUGCUUUCAGGAGCUUGGCCCGCACGUCAAGUUCUGGAUCACGAUGCACGAGCCGCCCACGCGCAACAUGACCUACAGCGCCGGGCACAACCUGCUGAAGGCCCACGCGCUGGCCUGGCGCGCCUACGACGGGCAGUUCCGGCGCUCCCAGAACGGGAAAGUGUCCCUGGCCCUGCAGGCCGACUGGAUCGAGCCGGCCUGCCCCUCCUCCCCGAAGGACCAAGAGGGGGCGGAGCGGGUGCUGGAGUUCGACCUCGGCUGGCUGGCCGAGCCCGUGUUCGGCUCCGGCGACUACCCGCGGGUGAUGCGGGACUGGCUGAACCGGAGGAACAACUUCCUGCUGCCCUACUUCACCGAAGACGAGAAGCGGCUCAUCCGGGGCUCCUUCGACUUCCUGGCCGUGAGCCACUACACCACCAUCCUCGUGGACUGGGAGAAGGAGGACCCCAGCAAGUACAACGACUACCUGGAGGUGCAGGAGAUGACGGACAUCACGUGGCUCAACUCGCCCGGCCAGGUGGCCGUGGUGCCCUGGGGCUUGCGCAAAGUCCUGGGCUGGCUGAAGUCCAAGUACGGAGACCUGCCCACCUACGUCAUCGCCAACGGCGUGGACGACGACCUGCAGGCGGGCCAGGACCGGCUGAGGGUGCACUACCUGAAGAGCUACGUCAACGAAGCUCUGAAAGCCUACGCCCUGGACGGCGUCCACCUCCGUGGCUACUUCGCCUACGCGUUCAGCGACCGCACGGCGCCCAGGUUUGGCCUCUACCGCUACGCGGCCGCUCAGUUCGAGCCCAAGCCGUCGGUGCAGCACUACAGGGAGAUCAUCGACGGCAACGGCUUCCCGGGCCCCGAGCCGCCGGGCGGACUCUGCCCGCGGGAGUUCGAGCCGUGCACCGAGUGCGGCUUCUUCCACACCCGGAAGGGCUUGCUGGCCUUCAUCGCGUUCCUGCUCUUUGCUUUCGUUGUCUCGCUUUCGCUCAUCUUUUACUACUCCAGGAAGGGCAGGAGGAGUUACAAAUAGUCCCGAAUCGAACAUUGUAAAGGCAGGAGGAGUUACAAAUAGUCCCGAAUGUUGUCCUAUGUAUUUAUUUUGAAAUAAUCGUGCACACACGUGAGCUGUUUGCCAUUUGCCCCUGCCGGCGUUGUGACGCUGUAGCUUUCGCACAUCUGAUUUCUACAGAAGCUUUCUGCAACGUGGGACGGAGGGUUUGAAGUAAGCUAGGUGGUUGUGAAAUCUUGAAUGCUAUGAAUAGUGCCUGGGGUUUUUUUGCGGGGGGCGGGGGGGGUGGUCAAAAACCAAAGGGCCAUCAGUUCUACGUGCGACACCUUGUGUAACAAAAGCCCGAGAAACGGGAACCAUUCUGUAACAUUUUUACAGACAUUUAAUGACAAGGUUAGGAUAUUUUUGUCUGUGUCCAUUCCUAAAUAACGUAUUUUACUUAAAGUCAUCAUUGCAAGGGUUGGAAAUCAACGUUAAGACCCGAGCGACCAAAGUUAAGUCCCAAGCAACCGUCUCCCAGCCUCCACGAGAGGCCCGAUGGUCUCCGUCCAACCGAGUGUCCCUUGCAAAGGAAGGUGACAGAAGACAGCAGAGAUGACGGGGGGAGGGGGAGGGGGGCCCUAGGCGGGCGCAGUCCUCCCAAACGCAGCGAGUUUCUGCCCGAUGCUGCUGGCGUUCGUUAAUCUGCAUCUGGUUCACGACCUGCCUGGCGGAGCGAAUGGUAGGACCUGCUAUUUGUAGGUGACUCUCCAGGCCCCCCCGAACCCCUGAGUCCUUGGGGGCUUUCGGAGCCCUGCGGAGGGCCGGCCUGCUCACGAGGGACUUUGCAUGACUUUGCACAAAACCAACGUGACUCAGGAGUUGCUGGGUGCCUCAGGAAGCACACACGGAUGCCGGACGCGCCGUACUGCCGGGCUCCGGGCUCCGGGCCCCGGGAGGAGGGAAGGCGUGGAAAGUGCGUGAUCGGAGCAAUGGGACGACGGACUUGACUGUAAACCCUGUCCUUGUAGAAAGGGCCUCGGAAGGAAUGGGGCGCCCUUCCGGAGAGAGUCAGAGGACAGUGCUGACUCACCCGGUGAAGAAGGACUUCACCUUCUGCUCGUUAGCGUGCGCCGUCCGUCCUGUGAGCUGAGCUUGAAAACCGCUCCCCGGGUUCCGGAGCCCUCGGCCCGCUCGCACGGGAAGGUUCGUGCCGGCGAACGCUGAGUCCCAGCUUCCAUUGUUGCUGCUGCUGCUGCUGCCGCUGCCGCUACGGGGGAACCAGCUCGCAACUAGUUACACUUUGAAGUGUUACGCCGAAACAGGCCGCUGAUGUCCUGAUGCCCUCCCAUGCCCCUGACCUAAGUCUUGCCGACACUCAGACAGGGAAAUCUGUGGCACUGGGGCGGUGGGUCAUCUCGGUGUUUGUUUCCUAGAUGAACCAGCAUCGUGUCCAGUCAGAUGGACCAAUGCUGUGCCAGGUGUAACUACUCCUGCUGACAGUGUUACCAAGGAUAAGAAUACUGUACUGUAUUACGCAUCAUCUUUAGAGGCGGUAUGAUUUUUUUUUCCCAUGAAAGAUAAGCUUUCGGCGAUCCUCUUUUAGAAACUGAACUUAUCAAAAUUGGAAACUAGAGAAUCAUAGUUUAUUUUAUGUAUAUAUUUUUCUGAUUAUAAGAGUAAUAUAUAUUCAUUGUAAAAAGUUUUAAAACACAGAAGCUGUAUGUAAAAAAAAUUAACCUGUGAUUUCACCACCUUGAAGCAGCCACUAUUACCAUAGGCUAUGUGUUUUAUUUUAUAUAAUUGGAGUCAGAUCAUGUUGUAAAUGGUGACGUGUCUUUGUUACCUUUAAUUGUGUGCAUCUGCUUUGUCAUUUAUCUUUUCAAAAGCAUACUAUUUUUAAUAGUCAUAGAGUAAUCCCACCAUAUGAAUUCGUCACAACUUAUUUAACCUCCACCAUUCCUGUGUGUUGGACUAGUUUCUUACUGUUAAUUACUGUUCAGUGAGUGUUACUUUAAAAUGAUUUUCUCGCUACCGCAAUUCCUUUGAGUGUCUGGAGAAGCGGUUCCGUCCCUUGAUAAAGAGUUACAACCAA
Phyllostomus hastatus (greater spear-nosed bat) is the source of this 5112-nucleotide messenger RNA. It is a transcript of the gene KL, whose product is annotated as klotho. Gene Ontology annotation, biological process: carbohydrate metabolic process. The transcript is spliced from 5 exons. Gene Ontology annotation, molecular function: hydrolase activity, hydrolyzing O-glycosyl compounds. Lineage: Eukaryota; Metazoa; Chordata; Mammalia; Chiroptera; Phyllostomidae. Bases 18 to 3059 code for a protein of 1013 amino acids. The record is from RefSeq and is a predicted model, not a curated record.